This is a messenger RNA of Cuscuta campestris, 2411 nucleotides long. Lineage: Eukaryota; Viridiplantae; Streptophyta; Magnoliopsida; Solanales; Convolvulaceae. The record is from the annotation of a GenBank genome assembly.
CUGGAAUCGGAAUCGCCCAACAGUACAGGUUCCGGUUCCUCUAAAAUGAUGAGUAUAGGAACCACAUUUCGAGAAGCAGAAUCGUAGCCGUACAAUGUCCAGCCUUAACUACAUAGUUUGACCCCUUAAGGAUAUGACACUUUUACCCUUGAAUUCUGCUCUAAUUUUCCGAGCUAAGGAAAUUGCCCUCGGCAUCUACGGUUGAGUGAGUAUGUCACCUCCAUGGCUUCCAUAACCCGAAAACUGAUUAUACCCAGGACGACGAUACCCAUUCCCAGGCUGUACGACCCAAGAAGUCCUCAACCCGACCCGGAUAACCCCUUCGUCCCCUUCUCCAAGCUUCGAGAGCGAAAGCUCCUCGAAACCCAUCUAGUCUCCCUCCUCGACGUCUGCAACAGCCUGCCCCAAAUCCGGCAAGUCCACGCGCAGGCGAUCCGCCGCGGCGCAGACCAGUGCUGCUAUGUUCUCACCAAGCUCAUCCGGUCGCUCACCAAAAUCAAUGUUCCCGUCGACCCUUACCCGCGUCUGGCGUUCGAAAUGGCCGAUGAUCGGAACCCCUUUUUGUGGACCGCCAUGAUUCGAGGCUAUUCGAUGCAGGGAUCGUUGGAGGAGGCGGUCAAGAUGUACGGUCUCAUGUGCCGGGAGGGUCUCUCCCCUGUUUCCUUUACCUUCACGGCGCUGCUGAAGGCCUGCGGCGAUGAUUUGGCGGUGGAAUUGGGGCGUCAGAUUCAUGGACAGUGUGUUAAGGUCGGCCGUUUAUGCUCGGACUUGUACACGGUGAAUACUCUGAUUGAUAUGUAUGUGAAAUGCAGGCUGGUCGUUUGCGCGAGGAAGGUGUUCGACGAAAUGCCUGUGAGAGAUGCCAUCUCGUGGACGUCCUUGACCUUAGCUUAUGCCAAGUGUGGGGAUAUGGAUGCUGCAGUCGAACUGUUUGAUGAAAUGCCCUUCAAGGAUAUGGUGGCCUGGACCACGGUGGUCACAGGGUUGGCUCAGAAUGGGAGACCGAAGCAAGCCAUAGAGCUCUUCUGCAAGAUGCAGAAUGCUGGCGUGCAGGUAGAUGAUGUCACAUUGUCUGGUGUUAUCUCGGCUUGCGCUCAACUGGGCUCCAGCCAACAUGCGGAAUGGAUAAGGAAUGUGGCCGAGAAGUCCGGGUACGGGCCUGCGGAUCACGUGGUCAUCGGGUCGGCAUUGAUUGACAUGCACUCCAAGUGCGGAAGCCUGGAGAGUGCUUGUGAGGUUUUUGAGCAGAUGAAGGAGAAGAAUGUGUUCUCUUACAGCUCCAUGAUUCUUGGGUUUGCCAUGCACGGCCAUGCAUCUUCUGCAUUACAUCUCUUCAGAAGAAUGUUGAGGACAGAUGUUAAGCCGAACGACGUGACCUUUCUUGGCGUCCUUCUGGCGUGCAGCUACUCAGGCUUGGUAGAACAGGCCAAACAUUUCUUUCAUCUGAUGGAGAACAAAUAUGGGAUCAAACCAGAGGUGAAUCACUAUGCGUGCCUGGUUGAUGUUCUUGGCAGGGCAGGGGAGCUUCAACAAGCCCUCGAUCUUAUUCAUAAAAUGCCCAUAAAGCCCAACGGAGGCGUCUGGGGUGCCCUACUAGGAGGUUGUCGAAUCCAUGGCAACCCAGAAGUAGCAGAGAUCGCCGCAAACCAUCUCUUUGAGCUUGAACCGGAUGGAAUUGGCAAUUUCGUCCUUCUCUCCAACAUCUACGCCUCUGCAGGAAGGUGGGAAGACGUGUUGAAGGUCAGGAAGAUGGUGAAAUCGAGAUUACUAAAAAAGAACCCAUCGCGCAGCUGGGUAGAAGGGGAUGGUGGGGCCAUCCACGAGUUCUACGCAGGGGAUUCUUCCCACCCCAUGUCCGGCGAGAUCAUGAGAGUGCUGGGGGAUGUCGUGGGGCAACUGGGGUUGGUUGGUUAUGAGCCCAACUUGGGCUGCGUGCCCUAUGAUUUGAAGGACGAUGAGAAGAAGAGGAUUCUGAUGAGCCACAGCGAGAAGCUGGCAUUGGGGUAUGUGUUGCUGACAAUGGGGACAACCUCGGAGAUCAAAAUCAUGAAGAAUCUCAGGAUCUGUGAAGAUUGUCAUUCUUUCAUGUGUGGUGUGUCUGGCCUCACUGGCAGGGCGAUCAUCGUCAGGGAUAACAAGAGGUUUCACCAUUUUCGUAAUGGUUCCUGCUCUUGUGCCAACUUCUGGUGAAGCCAGGCACAAAGCAGCUUUGAAUGUUGGAAUAGCAUAUUAUUCCUCUCGUUUGUGUUGUCUUCCUUUAGAAUACAAAUAUGUGCAUUGGCAAGCACAGAUGCACAAAAGGACAGUCGAAUCUGACGGGAUGAAGAAGAUGACUGACUAGCUGUUGGCGGUUGGCAGAUUCCAUUGCAGGGUUCUUCAUCUCCUCUGACUAAUCAAGGUUAGGAUCUUCC